This is a messenger RNA of Dufourea novaeangliae, 2438 nucleotides long. It is a transcript of the gene Ef-1a-f1, whose product is annotated as elongation factor 1-alpha. The coding region runs from base 104 to 1489 and encodes 461 amino acids. Gene Ontology annotation, biological process: translational elongation; translation. The record is from RefSeq and is a predicted model, not a curated record. The transcript has 4 exons. Gene Ontology annotation, molecular function: translation elongation factor activity; GTPase activity; GTP binding. NCBI's taxonomy places the organism in Eukaryota, Metazoa, Arthropoda, Insecta, Hymenoptera, Halictidae.
UCUCCCUUGGCCUGUGUUGACUCGAUUUUUCUGUGCCCCAACGAUUCUUCGAAUUUCCGGCGAAGCUUCUCGCGAUCGACUCAUAGGUGAUUAGGUCCCCGACAUGGGUAAGGAAAAGAUACACAUAAACAUCGUGGUGAUCGGCCACGUAGACUCGGGCAAGUCGACCACGACCGGCCACCUGAUCUACAAAUGCGGCGGCAUCGACAAGCGUACCAUCGAGAAGUUCGAGAAGGAAGCGCAAGAGAUGGGAAAGGGUUCCUUCAAAUACGCGUGGGUAUUGGACAAGCUAAAGGCUGAGCGUGAACGCGGUAUCACGAUCGACAUCGCAUUGUGGAAGUUCGAGACGGCCAAGUAUUACGUGACUAUCAUCGACGCACCCGGUCAUCGCGACUUCAUCAAGAACAUGAUCACCGGAACGAGCCAGGCGGAUUGCGCCGUGCUUAUCGUCGCGGCCGGUAUCGGCGAAUUCGAGGCCGGGAUCUCGAAGAACGGGCAAACCCGCGAGCACGCUCUGCUCGCGUUCACUCUGGGUGUGAAACAGCUGAUAGUCGGCGUAAACAAGAUGGAUAUGACCGAUCCACCAUAUUCAGAAAGUCGUUUCGAAGAGAUUAAAAAGGAAGUGUCCUCCUAUAUUAAGAAGAUCGGCUAUAACACCGGGUCAGUCGCGUUCGUGCCGAUCUCUGGCUGGCACGGUGACAAUAUGCUCGAACCAUCGCCAAAGACGCCCUGGUACAAGGGAUGGAAAGUGGAGCGUAAAGAUGCUAAUGCUGAUGGAAAGACACUGAUAGAGGCCCUGGAUGCUAUAUUACCGCCGUCUAGACCGACCGACAAGGCGCUUCGCUUGCCACUUCAGGAUGUCUACAAGAUCGGUGGUAUUGGUACCGUACCGGUUGGCCGUGUGGAGACUGGUAUUCUGAAGCCAGGUAUGUUGGUUACUUUCGCUCCUGCAGCUCUCACCACUGAAGUAAAGUCUGUCGAGAUGCACCACGAGGCCCUGACAGAGGCAUUGCCCGGCGACAACGUCGGCUUUAACGUGAAGAACAUCUCUGUGAAGGAGCUGAGACGCGGCUACGUCGCAGGGGACUCAAAGAACCAGCCACCACGAGGGGCGUCCGAUUUCACCGCUCAGGUGAUCGUUCUGAACCAUCCGGGACGGAUCAGUAACGGCUACACGCCUGUGCUUGACUGCCAUACAGCUCAUAUUGCCUGUAAAUUUGCGGAGAUCAAGGAGAAGUGUGACCGUCGUACCGGCAAGACCACCGAGGAGAAUCCAAAGAGCAUCAAAAGCGGCGACGCCGCGAUUGUGAUGUUACAGCCGACAAAACCGAUGUGCGUUGAAGCGUUCCAGGAGUUUCCGCCACUGGGUCGUUUCGCCGUGCGCGAUAUGCGCCAGACUGUCGCUGUGGGCGUCAUCAAGAGCGUCACGUUCAAGGAUACCCAAGGAAAGGUCACAAAGGCCGCGGAGAAAGCCCAGAAGAAAAAGUAACCAUCAAGCUUUCUCGGAAGCUCGCAGUCCGUUGGCUGGCGCCCGACGAGCGUUUCCGUGAAGGGAUCCUCAUCCAGGAUGCAGUACGCCGCGGCUGCUCCAUUCAACUCAUACUCAACUGAUAAUACCAAAAGUGAAAAGAUGUUGUGCUUACCCCCGUUACAUUAUCCGGUAGUAUUGAAUCCGCGCAUCUAUCCGAAUCUGCACAUUCAGUUCACCCAUGCCCCGCGCACUCCCCACAUAUGCUAAGGUGGACUAUUACGUUUUUACUCAUUUUUACAUUGACGAGAUAUGUGUCCAGUUACAGGUAAUACUCAGUUCCCUUGGACUCUGUGUAGUUAGGUUUUUCAAUUAUAUACAUUAUACACACAACACACGCACGUACACACCGAAGACGAAGACGGGAUGUCGUGCGACGACAAAAUAUCGAGGCAGCGGUCGACACAUCCUCUCUCGAUUCCACGCGGGAUCAAAUCCUACCGUUGAACUAUAAAUGGCGUCGAACUCACACUUCGGGACGCGUGAAACCGUAACGAUCGAUCUCUUUUGCCCGACGACCGUGUUCAUUAACCGCGAUGAAAAAACGGACACUCGUCGUUGUCUCGCAUCCCCGAUCUUUUUAAUCGAUUUAUUUCGACAAAUUCGUUAAGGCUGAUUUCUUCAGAGACUUGGUUGGCUGGCCGCAAAUACUUUUAUUACUUAUAUAAGAUUGUAUUUAUUUCUAGUUAGGGAUCAUUAGACCGUGUCCCUCCAAUCCCUUUCGCGACUCGUACGAAGCUCCCUCGCGACAAAGGGAGAACUACGAAACACGUCCUUUGGCUCGUGACCGUCGAAGGUUCCAUUUACGAGCUGUCUGUGUUAAUCUCAAUAUCCCUGAUAGACGCGUUCUACCAUUGUUUUGACCCUUAGCCAGUAUUAUGUUGAUGUAAUAAAACAAAAAUUUUAAUUG